AUGCCUUCCGUGUCCUCACUAGCCAUCAUCACCGGGGCGGUGGACAUUGCGUACCAUGUCGCCUUUGGCUUGUCACUAACCCCCAAGGGCCUGAUUCUCAGAUACCUCAUGCUCUUCGCUGUUGCUCUUAUCCUGAAACUGUUUUAUCAAAUUUUUUUGUUUCGCAGAUAUGGCUCGCCGUUCAGAGAUUUGCCUGCGGUGCCGAACCCGCACUGGCUCUGGGGCACAUUCAUCGAGUACCAGGACCAUCGGUACGAUCAAGGUCUUCGCAUGUCCAGAGAGUAUCCCGGCCUGCCGUUCUCCAGAUUUUACGGUCCAUUUGGGACCGAUCAAUUGUUGCCGGGAACCAUUGAAGCACACCGCCAAAUCCUCCAAACCAAAUGCUACAAGUUCAAAAAGCCUACCACUGUUUCCCGUGGAUUCAAACAAUUCAUCGGCGACGGCUUAUUCUUCUCAGAAGGCGACCAGCAUAAAAUGCAGCGCCGCCUGCUCAACCCCGGCUUUGCGCCGACGUACAUCAAGACGCUAGUCCCGGCGUUCAUGACGCACAUGCGCAAGCUCACCGCAAACUACGACGAGAAAACGGCCGCCGGCCCGGCUAUUUUCCCGCAGCUUCAUUUGCUCAGCAGAUUCACGCUCGACGUCAUCGGCCAGGUCUCGUUCGGCGUCAACCUGCACGCGCUCGACGACGAGACCAACGAGCUCGUGCAGGCGUACACCACUUUGUCGACGCCGAUCGACGAUCCCGCGUUUUUCUUUCUCAACUCGCUGAUCCCCGGAUUCAAGUAUCUGCCCACGCGGCAGAACAAGCGGAUGGCGGAGGCUAAGAAGGUGUUCAAGAAGGCUAUCCGCGGGGUGAUCUCGCAGCGAAUCGAGGACGCGUACGAGCGCAAGAUCGAGGGCAAGGAGCGGGAUAGUCUUAGGCUUUUGCUGCUGGAUACCGAGCAUCGGUGGACGGUUGAUGAGAUUGAGAACCAGCUCAUGACCUUACUACUCGCAGGCCACGAAACCACCGGCGGCGCCCUUUCAUGGGCACUCCUCAACCUUGCCAGAAACCAAGACGUGCAAGAUCGUUUACGGGCAGAGGUGCAAGCAGCGUUCCCGGGCGGCAUGGACGACAUCUCCGACGAGACUCAGCUUGAAUCUCUAAAGUUUCUCAACAAUGUCCUGCGCGAGACUCUCCGCAUCAAUCCUCCAGUUCCCGUCACGGUCCGCGAAGCGGAAGAGGACAUCGAAAUCGAAGGCCAACUGAUUCCCAAAGGCACGACCGUAAACAUCUGCAUCGAUGCCCUCAACAAACUACCCGAGAUCUGGGGCGCCGACAGCGACGCCUUCAACCCGGACCGAUGGGACACCGACGCGGCCCAGAACUCUGCCUACGGUCUCGCGACCUUUAUCCACGGCGCGCGCGCGUGCCUCGGGCGACGGCUGGCGGAGUUGGAGAUGAAGUGCACGCUGGCGACGUUGGUGGGGAGGUAUAAGUUUGAAGAGGCGGUGGAGAAUCAGGUCGUGCCGAUGGACUUUGUGAUUACGCUGAAGCCGUCGGAUGGGUUACCGCUGAAGGUGACGAGAUUGACAUGA
Myxozyma melibiosi is the source of this 1581-nucleotide messenger RNA. RefSeq names its product cytochrome P450. Gene Ontology annotation, molecular function: monooxygenase activity; iron ion binding; oxidoreductase activity, acting on paired donors, with incorporation or reduction of molecular oxygen. The transcript has 4 exons. The record is from RefSeq and is a predicted model, not a curated record. Bases 1 to 1581 code for a protein of 526 amino acids. Lineage: Eukaryota; Fungi; Ascomycota; Lipomycetes; Lipomycetales; Lipomycetaceae.